Molecule: messenger RNA, 4284 nt
Organism: Chionomys nivalis (European snow vole)
Lineage: Eukaryota; Metazoa; Chordata; Mammalia; Rodentia; Cricetidae
Gene: Mypn
Product: myopalladin
Exons: 20
Coding region: 231-4196 (1321 amino acids)
Source: RefSeq, a predicted model, not a curated record
ACAGGUUGCCCAGCUUCUAACAGCCAUCUUCACCAACACUGAGGUUAACUCGGAGUGCUCUAUGGACGGCUGCUCUCUCUUUCCAAGGGCGUGAAGAAUCUCCCCUUUCUCCCGUGUUUUCACCCGAAACUUCUCCUUGGAUAAUUGUCGUCUCAGAAGAAGCGAGCCUGGGUUGGACAGCCUCAUCUGGGUCGGACAGCCUCAUCUGGGUCACCUAAAAAAAAGCAAGCAUGCAAGACGACAGCAUAGAAGCAUCUACUUCCAUCUCUCAGCUUCUCAGAGAAAGCUAUCUGGCUGAAACCAGACAUCGCGGGGACAACGAGCGGAGUCGAGCAGAACCUUCCUCCAACCCUUUCCACUUCGGCAGUCCUUCCGGGGCUGCCGAAGGAGGAGGGCAAGAGGACCUUCCGGAUCUGUCGGCCUUCCUAAGCCAAGAAGAGCUGGAUGAGAGUGUCAAUCUGGCGAGGCUGGCCAUCAACCACGACCCUCUGGAGAGAGUGGAUGAAGCUCAAGCUAGGAAACGUCUGUCUUCUGACAAGACGAAGCUUUCGCCCAAACCAAGCUUCGAACCUGCCUUCUGCCAGGAUAGCCCUCGAGGUCCUGGCAGCUCAAAAGACAGUCCACCGGAGACAAAAAGACCACAGUACAGUUCUGAAAGCCAGUCCAAGAAAGUCUUCCUAAACAAGGCCGCCGACUUCAUCGAAGAGCUGUCCUCUCUUUUCAAAGCUCACAGCUCCAAGAGGAUCAGACCUCGGGCCUGCAAAAACCACAAGAGCAAGCAGGAAUCUCAAAACAAAGUCCUGCAGGAAAACAGCCCCGCUUUCUCAGAUCUGACAGAGAGGCGGGAAAGAGCAUCGGUACCCAUCCCUAUCCCUGCAGACAGCAGGGACAACGAGCUGAACCACGCGAUAGAACAGCGGGAAGCUAAGAGGCGGGAGGCUGAGUUGGCUGCGGGUGAGGCUGCUGCUGGAGACAGCACCCCGGGGUCUUCACCUUCGUCCCUGUACUACGAAGAACCUCUGGGGCAGCCUCCCCGCUUCACACAAAAGUUACGGAGCCGAGAAGUUCCGGAAGGAAGCCGAGUCCAGUUGGAUUGCAUAGUGGUAGGAAUUCCACCGCCCCAAGUAAGGUGGUAUUGUGAAGGCAAAGAGCUCGAAAAUUCCCCAGACAUCCACAUCGUGCAGGCUGGAAACCUGCACUCACUGACCAUCGCCGAAGCCUUUGAGGAGGACACAGGACGAUACUCGUGCUUUGCUUCCAACAUCUACGGGACAGACUCAACUUCUGCUGAGAUUUACAUAGAAGGAGUUUCUUCCUCUGACUCAGAAGGGGACCCUAACAAAGAAGAGAUGAAUCGAAUCCAGAAGCCAAAUGAGUUGUCAUCUCCUCCCACUACCUCUGCAGCCAUUCCUCCAGUAGCCCAAGGCCAGCCCAGAGUGUCCACCGUCCAGCAGUGUCAGAGUCCCACCAACUAUUUGCAAGGACUGGAUGGAAAGCCUAUCAUUGCGGCUCCAGUGUUUACAAAGAUGCUACAGAACCUGUCAGCCUCUGAGGGACAGCUGGUUGUCUUCGAGUGCCGGGUAAAAGGAGCCCCGUCCCCAAAAGUCGAAUGGUACCGAGAAGGAACCUUAAUAGAAGACUCUCCGGACUUCAGGAUCUUACAGAAGAAACCUCGGUCCAUGGCAGAGCCAGAGGAGAUCUGCACUUUAGUCAUUGCUGAGGUGUUUUCCGAAGAUUCCGGAUGCUUUACCUGCACCGCAAGCAACAAAUACGGCACCGUGUCCAGCAUCGCCCAGUUGGACGUGAGAGGAAAUGAAGACCUCAGUGAUAACGGGGCUCUUCACUCCACCAACUCAACGACCACCCUGGCUGUGGCUGAGCAACAGCCCUCCCCACCCAACCCAGUGCCUCGUUCUGAGGAACAGCCCCCAAAGCCCAAGCUUGAAGGGGUCCUGGUGAACCAUAACGAGCCCCGCUCCAGCUCCAGGAUCGGGCUACGGGUGCACUUCAACCUGCCCGAGGAUGACAGAGACAGCGAGGCCUCCUCUGGCAGUGGAGCGGCCAAUGCCAGCCACACGAGGCCCAACUCCUUCCCUGAGAAGCUCAACGGACAGGAAGCCAAGACCCCAGAGCCUUCCUCACCUGUCAAAGAGCCCCCUCCGGUUCUGGCUAAACCCAAACUUGACUCCACCCAGUUACAGCAGCUUCAUCACCAAGUGUUACUGGAACAGCAGCAGCUGCAAAAUGCAUCUCCUUCAUCACCGAAGGAGUCCACUUUCAACUUCAGCGCCUUGAACUCGGCUCCCCCGGCUCCCCCUGCAGUGACCAUUUCCAGCAAGCAGGUGAAGGGUCCUGCACCACAGACGUCCAGCUUGGCCCGGCCAAAGCAUUUCUUCCCCUCUGCAAGCACUUCCACGGCAGCUGUGUCCCCAUCCAGCUCCCCAGUCUUCACCCUGAGUAACACUCCUCAGACAAUCCAGAGGACGGUCAGCAAAGAAAGCCUCUUACUGUCUCACCCCUCUACACAAGGCAGAUCUCCAGGGGUGCUCUCCAUCCAAAAUGAGCCGGCUCCUCCUGGCCCUGCAGAGCCAGCAGCGCCGCCGCCGCCACCACUACCACCGCUUGCAUAUCCCACCCCCAGUGGAAACCAGUUUCAGCCUCACUGUGUGUCCCCAACUCCUGUCUCUCCUACCGGUCGGAUUCAGAACCCAGUGGCUUUCCUCAGCUCUGUCCUGCCUUCUCUCCCAUCCAUUCCACCCACCAAUGCCAUGGGGCUGCCUAAAAGCGCACCAUCCUUACCGCCCCAGGGUCUGAUGAAGAAAACCACAAAGGCUUCUCCGGCAAUGAGUGACGAUUACAUCCUGGAGACUAAGAACUCAGUGAUUCUAGACUUGGGGAAGAAAGUGAAUUUUGGAGAUCUCAGAUCACACCAGCAGGAGUAUAAAAUUUCAAGCUUUGAGCAGAGGCUGAUGAAUGAGAUAGAGUUCCGCUUGGAGCGCACGCCCGUGGACGAAUCAGAUGACGAGAUCCAGCAUGAUGAAAUCCCCACGGGCAAGUGUAUCGCACCCGUCUUCGACAAAAGACUCAAGCACUUCCGGGUGAUGGAAGGCUCUCCGGUCACCUUCACCUGCAAAAUUGUUGGGAUCCCGGUUCCAAAGGUUUAUUGGUUCAAAGAUGGGAAACAGAUCUCUAAGAGAAGUGAGCACUGCAGAAUGAGGCGAGAAGGAGACGGGACCUGCUCCCUGCACAUCGAAUCAACCAACGGUGACGAUGACGGCAACUACACCAUCAUGGCGGCCAACCCCCAGGGGAGAAUCAGCUGUUCUGGCCACUUGAUGGUGCAGAGUUUGCCCAUUCGAAACAGACUCAGCCCUGCCGGUCAGUCUCACAGGGGAAGGGCCAGAAUGCAAGAGAGAGACAAGGAGCCUCUACAGGAGCGCUUUUUCCGGCCACAUUUCCUGCAGGCCCCGGGUGACAUGGUGGCUCACGAGGGCCGUCUCUGCCGGCUGGACUGUAAGGUGAGUGGCUUACCGCCCCCAGAGCUGACGUGGCUGCUCAAUGGGCGACCCGUGCUACCAGAUGCCUCCCACAAGAUGCUGGUCAGAGAGACGGGGGUCCACUCUCUGCUCAUCGACCCGCUCACGCAACGCGACGCAGGGACCUAUACGUGCGUGGCUACCAACAAAACCGGGCAGAAUUCCUUUAGUUUGGAGCUCACCGUAGUAGCCAAAGAGGUGAAGAAAGCACCCAUGAUCCUGGAGAAACUCCAAAACAGUGGUGUUCCUGAGGGCCACCCGGUGAGACUGGAGUGUCGCGUGGUAGGCAUGCCCCCACCCGUGUUCUACUGGAAGAAAGACAACGAGACCAUCCCUUUCAGUAGAGAGAGGAUCAGCAUGCACCAGGACACAACGGGCUAUGUCUGCCUCCUCAUCCAGCCAGCCAAGAAAUCUGACGCCGGCUGGUAUACCCUGUCAGCCAAGAAUGAAGCUGGCAUUGUGUCCUGCACAGCUAGGUUGGAUAUAUAUGCUCAGUGGCACCAGCAGAUCCCGCCACCCAUGUCCAUCCGUCCCAGUGGCAGCCGCUAUGGGUCUCUCAGCAGCAAAGGGCUUGACAUCUUCUCUGCCUUCUCCUCCAUGGAAAGCACGAUGGUGUACUCCUGCACUUCUCGGAGCGUGGUGGAGAGCGAUGAACUUUAAGGAUGUCUCCGUCCCUGCUGUGUGAGAGGGUAGACUGUGGAGGGGAAGGAGGACCGAUCAUACACAGUGGUUUCCAAACAGCUGCAUU